Molecule: messenger RNA, 3184 nt
Organism: Chelmon rostratus (copperband butterflyfish)
Lineage: Eukaryota; Metazoa; Chordata; Actinopteri; Chaetodontiformes; Chaetodontidae
Gene: wars1
Product: tryptophan--tRNA ligase, cytoplasmic
Exons: 11
Coding region: 122-1510 (462 amino acids)
Biological process (GO): tryptophanyl-tRNA aminoacylation
Cellular component (GO): cytoplasm
Molecular function (GO): ATP binding; tryptophan-tRNA ligase activity
Source: RefSeq, a predicted model, not a curated record
ACGCAGGCUGACGCAAGAUAAAUGAGUGAGCUGAGCUGUCUACCGUGUGUGAAGAAUACUGUACGCCAGUGUGAAGAAGAUAACAGACUAUUACGGAGACGGGGAAGGAGCCAAGAGUGUAAUGGAGCUGUACGAAAAACUGACAGCACAAGGAGACCACAUCAGGACCUUGAAAAAAGCUAAUGCUGAGAAAGCUGAGAUUGAAGCUGCUGUCCAGUUGCUGCUAAAGUUGAAAGUGGACUACAAACAUGUGACAGGUCAGGAUUACAAAGCAGGCUGUCCGCCCUCAGAAAACUCUGUUGCCCCUGACAAUGGACCAGCAGAAGAUGACAGUGAGGAUGAAGACAUUGUUAACCCCUGGAAUGUUUCCACCAAAAACGCCAAGGGAGUGGAUUAUGACAAACUCAUAGUGAGGUUUGGCAGCAAUAAAAUUGACCAGGAACUGGUGGACAGAAUAGAAAGAAUUGGGGGACAGAGACCUCACCACUAUCUACGAAGAGGAAUCUUCUUUUCACACAGAGAUAUGCAUCAGUUACUGGAUGCGUAUGAGAAGCAAAAGUCCUUCUACCUUUACACUGGCAGAGGUCCGUCCACACAGGCCAUGCACGUCGGUCACCUCGUCCCCUUCAUCUUCACAAAAUGGUUGCAGGAUGUAUUUGACGUCCCCCUGGUGAUCCAGAUGACUGAUGAUGAGAAGUACCUGUGGAAGGAUCUAACACUAGAAGACUGCCACCACUUCGCUGUGGAAAAUGCCAAGGACAUCAUUGCCUGUGGCUUUGAUGUCAACAAGACCUUCGUCUUCUCUGACCUGGACUAUAUGGGUGCAUCCCCUGAAUUCUACAGAAAUGUGGUAAAGGCCCAGAAACACGUGACAUUCAACCAGGUUAAAGGCAUCUUUGGCUUUACAGACAGUGACUGCAUUGGAAAGAUCAGCUUCCCAGCCAUCCAGGCAGCGCCAGCCUUCAGCAACUCUUUCCCACAGAUCUUUGGAACCAGAAAGGAUGUUCACUGUCUCAUCCCCUGCGCCAUAGAUCAGGACCCUUACUUCAGAAUGACCCGUGAUGUAGCCCCAAGGAUCGGCUAUCACAAACCAACCCUGCUGCACUCCACCUUCUUCCCAGCCCUGCAGGGGGCGCAGACCAAGAUGAGCGCCAGUAACCCCAACUCCUCCAUCUUCCUCACUGACACACCCAAGCAGAUCAAAAACAAGAUCAACAAACACGCAUUUUCGGGAGGAAAAGACACGGUGGAAGAGCACAGGAAGUAUGGCGGAAACCCAGAAAUAGACGUGUCCUUCAUGUACUUGACCUUCUUCCUGGAAGAUGAUGAAAAGCUGGAGAAGAUCAGACAGGACUACACAAGUGGAGCUCUCCUAACAGGAGAACUGAAGAAGAUUUUGAUUGAGACCCUGCAGCCAAUAAUUGCUCAGCAUCAAGAGCGACGCAAGCAAAUCACAGACGAGGUAGUCAAGCAGUUCAUGACACCCAGGCCGUUAAAUUUUAAAUUCUAGCCUGCUGGAGCAACUGAGAUGUCAACGUCAUGUCACCAAGAUCACUACAAAAAGGAAUAAUCAAUCCACCUUUUUCCAUUGAAGAUAAUUGUAAUAUGUAAUAGGAAGAUGGACAUUUUUCCUACAGUUUGCUUCAGGACUGGAGAAGAAUUGAAAUGUAAAUUACUGGCGCAAUGAUGUGCUUCUCUGUGUAAAACUCAGCAUGGCAUUGCCCGAGCCUUCAUGCUAAUUGUCAUGCUACCUAUGUGCUUCACGUUGCACCAAAUGUACACAUUUAAUCUUCAUGAAGUGUUUGUGUUCGCAGCGCCGCUGUCCAUCGCAUGAGCACUACUCCUUGCCCUGAAAUCAUCUCAGGAUAAAUGACGAUUAAAGCGGAGUACAAAUGAAUAUUGUCGCACAAAUCUGCUUAGUGACCGAUGACAACACAGUUUCACAUCCACUUUGAAAACUGUUGGUUAACAAGUCUUUUUCUCACUUGGGGAAAAAAAAAAGCCUUCUGAAUAAUGUCACUGCUAACUAUUUUUGAUAACCACUCUGUAGUUAUCAAAAGCAUCUGUAUGAUAAUGGGAGAUAUAUUAUGAGAUGUUAAUACCAAUAAUUGUUACCGGUAAGCUUUCAGUGUCUUAUUAAAGGGAAUGAAAGCAAAUGUAUUCUUAUCAGCAAAAGGGACUUAUUUCAAGGUACAGUAACGCUUUCGCUUCAUCUUCAUUCUGUCCCACUAAUGCCCAGACUCAUCAUUAAACUCUACUUGAACGACAAAAAACAUACAGUUUGAAAACAGGUAUCAAUAAUAUAUAUUUCAUUUAAUGUAUGUGUUGCUCUGUAGAUGCAUAUAGCAUUCUUUAAUAUGUCGGUGGUCACACAGCAAACAUAUUCGUUUUUUCCCAUAAUAUCCCAUCCAACAUAUCAAGAUCGACUUUUUGUGAUGUAAUGACUGCUCUGAAUGCUUUUCUCACCUCACUCAGGUGUAACGGUUUCAGGGUCCUGGUACUGUGCGUGCUGGUAAACUGUCAAGACAGCUGUGGAAAAAGACAUUGGAAGUGAUUUCCAUUGAACAAUGACUUUACAUAUUCCAUUAUAGAGAUGUUUAAAAAAAAAACACUGCAGAAACAAAAAUUGUAAGCAUGAGUUUUAAACUCCACACAUACAGCCACAAAAAAUAUUCAUACAAACAUCUCAUUUAAUCUACAGAUAAGUUGUGUUUGGAUUUACCUGGUUGGGUCUGUACAGGGGUCAGCAGCUGUUCACAGAUGAUUUAAGUAGUAAGAAAGGUGGCAAAGAAGGAUUAAUCUCUCAGAGCCUGGGGUCCGUGGAGGGGCCCAGAACUCCUUCUUCAUGGGCAAUGAUACUUUGGGUUCUGCUGUGAAUUUUGUAUAGGCAACACUGAUGCACCCUUACCAUGUAGACACCAGUAAAACCUGAGAAAAAGAAAUAAAGGUGUGGAAGGAGUAAUUGACAAUUAAAGAAAUUUUAAACAGCAACAAGUCAGCAUACCAAUGCAUUUCAACAUUAUUCUAGGAUUUUAAAAAAAGCAAUACAAAAAUCACUGGAUACAUUUUUGUCCCUGCUUUGGUUGUUUGGUGUGUUGGAAAUUAAUAUGGACAUGCAAAAGCCUCUUCAAGGCAAUAAACAUGUAAAUUUAUUAGCUUCACAUGAGACGUGCUUUAAAAUAAA